Molecule: messenger RNA, 4066 nt
Organism: Pyrus x bretschneideri (Chinese white pear)
Lineage: Eukaryota; Viridiplantae; Streptophyta; Magnoliopsida; Rosales; Rosaceae
Product: putative disease resistance protein RGA3
Exons: 5
Coding region: 913-3015 (700 amino acids)
Biological process (GO): defense response to other organism
Molecular function (GO): ADP binding
Source: RefSeq, a predicted model, not a curated record
UCCAUUGCACUUGCAUUGCAUCCAAGACAGAAAUUAAACACUGUGAUUAGCUGAGUUGCAGGAAAUUGAAGGAAUGGCGGCUGAAGCUGUGCUUACUUUUGCUACCGAGGGAAUACUGAAGAAGGUGCUUUCACUUGCUGCUCAACAAUUCAGUCUUGCAUGGGGUUUCAAAGCUGAGCUCGGAAAGCUUCAAGAGUCAUUCACAAACAUUGAACUUUUGUUGAAUGAUGUUGCCGACAAACCACAAGGUGGGCCAAUAGAGGCAUGGGUGAAGAAACUCAAAGACGUAGCUCAUGAUGCUGAGGAUGUCUUGGAUGAACUCGAGUACGAAGGUUAUCGGCGUAAAGUCGAAAUCCAAAACCAUAUGAAGAAAAAGGUUCUUAACUUCUUUUCAGUCUCCAAUCCACUUGUAUUUCGUCUUCAAAUGGCGCAUAAAAUUCAGAACAUCAAUGCAUCCUUGGUGGAUCUCGAGAGGAAAGCUUCUCUUAUUGGACUAGCUUCCAAGAAUAAAGUUGCAACCACUCAGGGGAUUAGAUGGGACAGACAAACCAACGCAUUCAUUGGCAAAGACGAAAUAACUGUUGGAAGGAAAGAUGAUGUGUCAAAAAUAGUCACAACCUUGACCAACUCCAAAUACGAUCAAGAAAAUCUUGCGGUUAUGGCCAUCGUGGGAAUGGGAGGCCUCGGAAAAACAACAUUGGCCAAGGAAGUUUACAAUGAGGAUUCGAUACACAAGUUUUUUGAAAAAAAGAUUUGGAUUUGUGUAUCCGACACUUUUGACGUCAAUUUCAUCCUACAGCAAAUGUUAGAACAAUUCUGCUUUUGUCUCUUAACGAAGAGUUGAAAGAUAAAAAAUACUUACUCGUACUUGAUGACGUUUGGAACGAAGAUUCCAAAUUAUGGGAGAGUUUCAUGGAAUGUUUGUCAAAGCUUAGUUCUGCUAAAGGAUCCAAAAUUAUGGUCACCACUCGCAAAGAGAAAGUUGCAUUAACCUCAGAAAGGCUACUUCCACGACAUGUAUUGGGAAAACUUUCAGGGGAUGAAUGUUGGUCCAUCAUGAAAAAUAGAGCUUUCACCAAUGGCAGUGAUCCUGAGUUUGAUACAAUUGGAAGGGAGAUUGCUGAAAAUUGCGGUGGUGUUCCGUUGGUGGCAAAGGUUUUGGGAGGCAUUUUGCACACUAAAAAAAGUGUUGAAGAAUGGUCAUCGUUUAAAAACAGUAAAAUAUGGGACAACCUAUUAAAAGAAGAAGAUAGAAUUAUGCCAGUCCUGAGGUUGAGUUUUGACAAUUUAGAAUCACCAUCAUUGAAGCAAUGUUUUGCAUAUUGCUCAAUGUUUGAGAAAGAUGUUGAAAUUCAAAGAGACAACCUGAUUCAACUUUGGAUGGCUCAAGGACUAUUCCGCGCUUCGCAUGACGAAAGUAAAGAUAUGGAGGACAUAGGCAAUGAAUAUUUUGAUAUUCUAUUGCAAAGCUCCUUAUUUCAAGAUGCUACGAUGAGUGACGAUGGCAUUGUUAGCAAAUGCAAGAUGCAUGAUCUUGUGCAUGAUCUUGCAGAACAUGUAUCCAAAUCCAAAAGCUUGACGAGAGAUUUAGGUGGCAUAGAUAAUACAUUAGAGAUUCGACAUGCUGCUCGGGUUUCUACUUUUGAUUUGGGACAAAUUCCAAAAAGAAGUGCUGGGAAAUUGCGGUCACUGUUUUUCGACUACGAUGAAGUUCCUAUUAACAUUCUUCCACGAUUCAAAGCUUUACGCUUCUUAGAUUUAAGGAAUGCUUAUAUUGAAGAAUUUCCAGUUUCAGUCGGUAGGCUGAAACACUUAAGGUAUCUUGACAUUUCCAAUAAAACCUUCAAAGCACUCCCCAAAUCUAUAGGCAAGCUCUAUAACCUUCAGACAUUAAGAGCAACAAAUUGUGCCUUUAAGGAGUAUCCAAAAGAACUGCAAAACUUGAUCAACCUGAGACAUAUUUAUUUUGAUGAGGAUAUCAAAUUCCCAAAGGGGAUAAGCCGGUUGAAUUGCCUUCGAACAUUACCUUACUUUUCGGUGGGUAAUGAGAUUGGUCAUCAGAUUGAAGAGUUGGCUGGCUUGAAACAAUUGAAGGGUCAAUUAAUUGUUCGUAAUCUGGAGCAUGUAAAGAAUGGAGAAGAAGCAAAGAAAGCUAAAUUAGAGGAUAAGACGAAAGUAUGUCAUUUGGAAUUCAAAUGGACAGCAGAUAGGUUAACAACUGAUAACAAUGAGGAGGAGGAUGUCCUAGAAGGCCUCCGACCAUAUCUUGAGUUGAAGAGCUUAAGUAUUGAAAACUUCAUGGGCGUUAAGUUUCCAUCGUGGAUGAUGAGUGGGUCAUUACCGCUCAACAACUUGAAGAAGAUUCAAUUACUUGGAUGCUGCAAAUGUGAAGUAGUCCCACCGCUCGGUCAUCUACCCAAUCUUACAGAGCUUGAGAUUAGAGGAAUGGCUAACUUAAAAUGUAUUGGAGCAGAGUUCUACGGUUAUGGUCUUGUCUACAAUGUAGCCACAACAAGUAAGGAAACAAUUACUUUAUUUCCAGCGUUAAAAGUAUUACAUAUUUUUGAUUGUGGUGAUCUAAUUGAAUGGAAAGAAGCACCGCUAAGUAAUUUGCCAAAUAGGCCAGACACUCUCCCUCUCCUUGAGGAACUGACUAUUGAGAGAUGUCCUAGUCUAGAGUUGAUCCCAAUUACACAGGGCAUGGCAUCUCUACGAGAAUUAAAAAUUGAAUAUUGUGGACGAUUGUCACGCCUACCAAGUGGGUUAAAGAGCUGCACCUCUCUCCAGAAAUUGAAUAUACAUAAUUGUCAUGGAUUAUCAGGCUCAUUCCCAUGUUUGUGGGCCUCUAUCCUGAAAUUGAGUAUACAGAGUUGCAAUGGAUUAUCAGGCCCAUUGAGUGUAUGGGCUUCUCUCUUGGAAUUGAGUAUUGGGAGCUGCAAUAAUCUGACAUCAAUUGAAAGGCAGCGUGUCCCUCACUGCCUCUCUUCAGAAAUUGACAAUCUGGAAUUGCAGUGAAUUAGCAAGCUUACCUGCUCUUCCACAACAGUGUCCCUCUCUUUAGGAAUUGGACAUAUGGGAAUGCCCAAAGCUAUCAUGGUUUGGUGUCAAAAGUGGGAGAGUUGAGGAGGAGGAUUGCAAUAGUCUUGGACAACUGUGGAUAUGGAGUUGCCCAAAGAUAGCGUCCUUUUGUGCCCAAAGUAGCAGAAUUGACGAGGAGGAGUGCAUUAGUCUACAAUCUACUUCAGACUUGCGCACCAUGACCUCCCUUCGAGAUCUGAGGAUUUACAAUUGUGAAAGAUUAGAAAGUUGGGUGAGCAGCCUACAAUUCCCACUCUCUCUUGAGGAUCUGUCAAUACGUGGUAUGCCUAAUUUACACAUUCUUCCAAGUUUAGACCACCUCCAUUCUCUCCGUCAUUUGAGGAUCGGUGGGUUCUGGGAGGAGCUCGAUUCCUUCCCUGAUUUUGAAGUUGGAUCAUUAAUGCAUCUUACAAGCUUAAGGUUGUAUGGUUGGCCUAAGCUCAAGUCUCUGCCUCAACAAAUUCAACACCUCACUUCUCUAACAGAAUUGUGGAUAUCUUCAUUUGAGGGAGUGGAGACUUUGCCAGAAUGGUUGGGUAGCCUUACAUCCCUUACAUGGCUGCAGAUUCGAGAUUGCAAGAAUCUGAUGAAUUUACCAAGUGUCCAAGCUAUGCAACGCCUCACCAAAUUAGAAACCUUGCGGAUUUUUAAUUGUCAUCCCCUUUUAGAGGAAAGAUGCAGCAGGGACAGCGGCACAGAUUGGCCUAAGAUUUCUCACAUUCCACAUAUCAGAAUAUACUUGGAUUGAAACUACGCAACUGGAACGAUGUAGUGCAGUAGGUGCAAGCAGAGUCCAGGUUGCUUAUUCCAUUGGCUCCUGCACAAUGAGGAAAUUUGUUUAUAUUAUCCCGAGACUUGUUUUCAGGUUAACGAUGUUAAUAUAAUACAUAGAACUCCUGUAAUUGCUUUCUUGUGAAGAUUUUAGACUCAUAGUUUCGGGGCUACUUGUAAUAUGCGCAGUGAUUUGAAUACUAUUGAUUUUGCGUCA